Messenger RNA from Mya arenaria, 2323 nucleotides. RefSeq lists its product as uncharacterized. Gene Ontology annotation, molecular function: protein binding. Bases 216 to 1034 code for a protein of 272 amino acids. The transcript has 8 exons. NCBI's taxonomy places the organism in Eukaryota, Metazoa, Mollusca, Bivalvia, Myida, Myidae. The record is from RefSeq and is a predicted model, not a curated record.
CGAGGCGACCCCCUGGAGUGGAGGUACAGCUUAAUUUCACUGCACGCCAACGUGAGAAUGCAGCUCUAGUCUACCAAAUAGUCGCCUACCCUACGCCCAAAACUUCACAAUUUGUUUGGAAGAGGUGUUCGAAUCGUAGUUCUUGUGUAUCUUUGCCGUAUGAAAUUAACAAAUAUCAAAUUAACACUGAAGGUCUAUCAAGUAACUUAUCGAUUAUGGAUGUUCAGAUUCAAGAUUACGGAAUGUACCAAUUGUCAGUAUCGAACGGAAUCGGUGAUUCACUAGUCGAAUGGUUAUACCUGAGACCCAUCGGAAGACCGGAGUCGACAAUGGACUUUCACGUUAUUCAAGAUACAAUACGGGAGACAAGUGCUGUAUUGACCUGGAUUCCCGGAUUUGACAACGGAUCUCCCCAGGAAUUUCAUAUUUCCUAUAGAAAACUGUUUGGUGUCACCGGUUUUAUUACACAAACAGUAACACAUGACAAUAAAAAUGAGAUGAAUUACACAGUUGUAAAUUUAGAACCUGGAAUCGAGUACUUUGUUUCACUAUUUGCUGCAAAUGAAGUGGGUUCUUCUGCAUCGGUGAAUGCCACUUUUAAAACUCUUGACCGUAUUGAAGAUCAUACUGACCCUAGUCCAAAUAUUGGUGCUGUUGUUGGCGGGGCGGUUGGAGGUACUGCUGUAGCGAUCGUGGCAAUAGUUGUCGUGGUUUUCAUUCUAAGGCGGAACUACGCUCUCAUUUGCAAUGUUGCCCUAAUAAAGAAAAGUGCUGAUCCUGCUGAGCGAUCCAUACCUGGUAAAGACAACCCCGGAUAUAACGCAGCCCAGACAUACGAGGACAUGUCCAUGACACCAGAUACAUCGGUCUACGAUACUCUUAAAUCUGGAGACAAUGGACCUGAUAAUUUACACGUGUACACGCCGUUGGACGAGUUAAAUUCAAAGUCGCACGUGUACUAUGAAAAUACCAAGAAAGAAGAUCACGUUUACAACAAUACGGUACUGAAUAAUCCGGUACAGACAGGGCUCUAAGUGGAUAAUUGCAACUGUAAACAUGACAACAAGACGCCGCAAGAGGAUGUGAAAACUUUUAACAAUACCAAUUUAAUAACAUAUUCAAUGAUUUUGUUUCCCCAAUACAGUCUGUGAACUAGCGAUUAAUCGACGGACAAAGUAUUGCAAUUUGAGAAGAAAUGAAAGGACAUUUUCUGUGUUCAUAUAAAAGAUGUAUAAACAUAAAAAUAUCGCCAUAAUGUGUUGGGAUUAGAUAUAUUAAUAAGAAGUCACAUGAGGAACAAGACAUUGUGACAUGAUUACAUUAAGGUGACGUUGAACUGAUACUUGUAUCGGAAUUAAAAUUAACUGAGUAGAAAGUUAAAUUACACUAGUAUAUAUUCAAUUAAUAAAGAUUAUUAGCAUUUUAAAAGUUUGGUCCGUAAAGCAUUAAGCAUAUGACUUUAUGAUUAAUAGAAACAUUUCACAACCCAAAGCAAAACAAGUAUAUUUAAAAAGCAUGUUAUAAAACCUACCUAGAUAAUUAUUUAAUUUACAAUUACGCGACAUUUCAAGGAUAUAUUCAUUGUAUAAUUUCUGUUUUGUUCUAAACAAACCUAUAUUGGUCUGUUGAAGGUGCAAAAACAGCAGGGAGAUGUUUUUGCUUCAAAUGUUUAAAUGAAGAAAAGAACCAAACAUCCGAAGAACCAUUAUCUACCUCUAAAGGAGAGCAUAAAUUAUUGUCAUUACCUAAACCUCAAAUAUAUAUAUUCUGAGACAGAAUAUAGGUUUUGUUAUACAAUUACUUCUCUAUAUAUACAUAAACAGGUUAAAAUCACGCCUGAAACUAUCAUCGCAUACAUAGAAAUGUAAUGGUGUUGUUAUGAUAGGUAAGUAAAAACAAUUAUCUAUCCUGACUAAGCACACUUUUUAUCAAUAUAUUCUGACAAAUCAACUUUAUAUAACCAGACUUAUCGCAUUUAAUGCAAAAGGUAAGUUUUUACCCACAAAUAGUAUCCUUAUUUCAGCGUGUAUUUCAGACAUUAAAAGAUUGUCAAAACACAAUCCAGCUUGGAAAUUAAUCAAACUUCUAUAUAGCAUAAAAGCUUCCUGGCAGGGUAAAAUAUACAGAGAUGUUGUAUAUUAUUUUAGGAAAUAUUUGAGAUUGUUUAAAGCAACUUUGUUGUUGUUUUUUAAAUUUCUGGACAUGAUCACCUUGUCUAAUGCUUAUUAUAUAUCAUCAUUAUAAAAGUUGUUGUUUUUUAGUAAAACUCGGGCUUAUAUAUAUAUAGCUUAUAUUGGGAAAUAAACUACCUGAGAUUAAAAUA